AUGACGGACUUGAAUGACAUGGUAGAGUCGCUCUACGCGUGUAGACUCAUCACAGAGCGGCAGGUGGCGCAGUUGUGCGACUGUUGCAAGGAUUUAUUCCUCGAGGAGGGCAACAUUGAGGUGGUCUACGCCCCUGUCACGCUGUGUGGCGAUAUUCAUGGUCAGUUUUUUGAUCUGCUAGAACUCUUUCGCCACGGCGGACGCAUACCGGAGACCAGCUAUAUAUUCAUGGGCGACUACGUUGACCGCGGCUACCACAGCGUGGAGACACUUCUGCUGUUGCUCCUUCUAAAGGUGCGUUACCCCGACCGCGUCACACUCCUGCGUGGCAACCACGAGUCGCGGCAAAUCACGCAGGUAUACGGCUUCUACGACGAGUGCUACCGCAAGUACGGCAGCGCCAAUGUGUGGCGCCUCUGCACAGAGCUCUUCGACUAUAUGCCACUAUCAGCUGUGGUGGAGGACGAUGUUCUGUGCGUACACGGCGGCUUGAGCCCGCAGAUCAACACACUCGAUGAGAUCCGCGUGCUGGACCGCAAGCAGGAGGUGCCGCACGACGGCGCGAUGAGCGACCUGCUGUGGUCGGACCCGGAAGACAUGGACGGCUGGGGCGUGAGUCCGCGCGGCGCCGGCUUCAUCUUCGGUGCCGAUGUCACGAAGGCCUUCAACCACAAGAACGGUCUCAGCCUCAUCGCGCGCGCGCACCAGCUCGUGUUUGAGGGCUACAAGUCUAUGUUCGACAACAACUGCUGCACGGUGUGGUCGGCGCCGAACUACUGCUACCGCUGUGGCAACGUUGCGUCCAUCAUGAGGAUUGGCGAGCAGUCGCGGACGGACCGUAACUUCAUCACAUUCGGCGCGGCGCCAGCUGAGACGCGCGGGCACUUAUCGAAGCAGCCCCCGCCGGAGUACUUCCUCUAG
Molecule: messenger RNA, 921 nt
Organism: Trypanosoma grayi
Lineage: Eukaryota; Euglenozoa; Kinetoplastea; Trypanosomatida; Trypanosomatidae
Product: putative protein phosphatase 4 catalytic subunit
Exons: 1
Coding region: 1-921 (306 amino acids)
Biological process (GO): peptidyl-serine dephosphorylation; double-strand break repair via homologous recombination
Cellular component (GO): cytoplasm; nucleus
Molecular function (GO): protein serine/threonine phosphatase activity
Source: RefSeq, a predicted model, not a curated record